Clonostachys byssicola is the source of this 2316-nucleotide messenger RNA. Lineage: Eukaryota; Fungi; Ascomycota; Sordariomycetes; Hypocreales; Bionectriaceae. The record is from the annotation of a GenBank genome assembly.
CUGCGGCGCCACGUCAUCUUGUGUGAGGUUAGGCAGGUAGAAUGUCACCCCUUUUCACUUUGUGCGUGCGCGUUCGAGCAAGGGCUUCGGAGCACCCGGCCCCCUGAUCACGCGAUUAACCGACAUCAGCCGCCAGAGGCUUCGGAGCCGCAUCUUCUCAAGGCCAUUGAGCGCUCAGACUGGUUGUUUGAAGGAUUCUCGAGGACCAUGCCCGUGCCGCGCCAGGAACACCAAGAAGAGGGCGAGGCUACACUCAGGGUAGAAUUCCGCCAAGUCUUCGAGAGCCUGCGCAAAGAGUCGCAGGAUGGACAGAACUUUGAAGCCUACGUUCAUCACCUGGCGCGGGCCUGCUGGUAUGGCAGCCGGAUUGUACUGCGCCAGACUUCAGCAGAGGCCGAAGGCAUCUUCGACUUCAUCAUUGCGCUUCAUAAGGCAUGCGACGGCGAUUGGGGUCUCCUACAGGACCACGGCUUGACGCAGAAUGAAGUCGAUGUGUGGCUCGAGUUCUGCGGCAUGUUCUUGUCCAGCCUCGGAAAUUACUUCGAGGAUGGCGACCGCAAAGCUGUUCCCCGUAUAUCCAAGGACUCCAUCUUAAAGAUGACACAGAUGCUGCCCAAGUCAGACAUGAAUUGGCUUGAAACAAUUGAGCUGAUGACAGCGGAUAACCCGACAAGAAUGGGUUAUCCUACAGAGAAAAGCCAGUCCGCCUAUUACCCUGGGUCUGAGAUGUGUACACGGGAAGAGAUCGAAGCUGUGACCAAGAUCAUGUCAACCGAAAAGAUAGCGCCAGAAAACACGCGGCUGCGAAAGAACUCGACUGAAGAGUCAUUUGAGAUCAUACAGGCCUCUGCGGAAACAGAAGGCGAGCCCAGAGUUCUUGGCUAUCUUGCGGUUGAAGAUCAGCGCCAGUUCAAGGUUCUACUCCGUCGCGGUGACCACUCUCAUGAAAUGACCAAGAUCUGUGCUGAACUGACAAACGCGCGUGAAGUUGCUGUCACGGAGGAGCAGAGAUUGGCGAUUUCUCAACUGGCUGAGAGCUUCAGUACCGGUAACUAUCAGGCAUUCCUUGACGCACAACAAACGUGGAUCAAAGACAGAGCUCCUCGAGUUGAACAUUGCAUGGGAUUCCUUUUUGGGUAUCGGGACCCUCGCGGUGUUAGAGCCGAAUGGCAAGCCGCCGCAGGCGUUGCCGACUUAGCGGAAACGAACAAGAUGGGUCAACUCGUUGAUAAGUCCCCAGAUGUCAUCUGCACGCUUCCAUGGGCUGUGCCAAAUGAAAACGGCGGCAAAGGACCCUUUGAGCCGAGUGAAAUACAAACACCCGACUUUGCCAUCAUCCAUGUGCUUGCAUCGGUAUCCAGCACGGUAUGGGAAGCCACUAACAUCACCAUCGACCAUGGUGGUAAAAGGCUUGGUUCCAAAAACAUGGUUUAUGGAAAUCGAAUAAGCUUGAACAACAGUCCUAGACGUCCUUGCUACUAUGUUCACCCCUCAGAGGCCGAGGCAUACAUGAGCUGCGCCCAUGAAGUGCGCUUUGCUCAAACUGCCGUUCACGAACUGAUUGGUCAUGGGACAGGAAAACUACUCACGGAGACGGCACCAGGCCAGUUCAACUUUGACCAUACCAAUCCCCCCAUCAGCCCUGUAACUGAUAACCCCAUAAGCACAUGGUACAAACCAGGAGAGACCUGGAAUAGCGUUUUCGGCAAACUGGCACCGACUGUGGAGGAAUGCCGGGCAUAUUUGAUUGCAGACUAUCUGGCCGACAACAGGGAUGUUCUCGGCAUGUUCGGGUAUAGUGAUAAUAGUACACCGACGGCAGAUGAUUUCAUUUACUACACAUACCUGCAAAUUGGAGUUGAAGGCCUCCAGGCACUCCGAAAUUUCGAACCGUCAGACAUGACUUGGGGAGAUGAUCACCAGCAGGCUUUAUUCGCCAUACUCAAGCAUCUGAUACAGGACGGUGAUGGCGUCAUAUCCAUAGAUCAUGACCCCAAUGCCAAGACUCUUUAUGUCCGCGUUGAUCGCUCCAAGAUUGUUACCUGUGGAACGCCUUCCAUCGGACGAAUGCUUUGCAAGAUUCAUAUCUGGCACUGCACUGCCGAUGUGGAUGCCUGUCGGCCGUUCUAUAACGCUUUGAGUGUUGUUGAUGGCGAAUACGAAAUCUGGAGACAGGUCGUGGUCUCUAACCCAGAGCCAAAGUGGAAGUUCUUGCAACCAAACACGUUUAUCGGAGAUAAAGGCGAGAUUGUUUUGAAGGAAUAUGAGCCUAGCAAUGCAGGAAUUAUUCAAUCCUUUUCAGAACGAGGCCUUUAA